AUGGAGACUUCAGCAGCGGGGCUGGCCAGGGCAGGGUACCCAUCGCUCUACCCCUUCCCCCCUCUCUGCUCCUCCAAACCCAGCCACCAGCGCAAGACUUUCACCAUAGACUCCCUGCUCUCCGCCUCGGGGACAUCGGCUUCUGCCACCUUCCAGAGCCAAGGCUUGGCUUGCUGCCCGGCCGCGGGCUGUGUGCUGGGGUCUACACUGGCCCGGGCUCCGGCCGCUGUCUACCCGAGCCUGCUCUACCCACCGGCCGCCCACCCCGUCUACUAUGCACCACCCUUCCUCUACCGGCCAGCGACUGACGCCUGCUCACUCACACACUGCCCGCAUGAUUACCCACUGGCCAAGUCUCCGUUCUCCACGAGGCAGAAGCAGGGCAGGGCCAAGCGUGCCCGCACCAUCUUCACCCACGAGCAGCUGGCCCGGCUGGAGAAGGAGUUUGCCCGCCAGCAGUACAUGGUGGGCUCAGAGAGGUUCAUCCUGGCAUCCACACUCCAGCUCAACGAAUCUCAGGUGAAAGUGUGGUUCCAGAACCGGAGGAUCAAGUGGAGGAAGCAGAGCCUGGAGCAGCAGCAAGCAAACCUGGCCCGGCUUGGCAUGGCCGACACGCAGCCCCGAGCCGACUCUCCCAGCGCCCGGCACGGAUCCGGGAGCCCCAGGGAACGCCGCGCCGACCCUCACCCCCUCACCCCGCCGGCUGAGAGCAGCCACUGA
Messenger RNA from Amblyraja radiata (thorny skate), 720 nucleotides. RefSeq names its product notochord homeobox (gene noto). The transcript is spliced from 3 exons. The record is from RefSeq and is a predicted model, not a curated record. Gene Ontology annotation, cellular component: nucleus. Lineage: Eukaryota; Metazoa; Chordata; Chondrichthyes; Rajiformes; Rajidae. The coding region runs from base 1 to 720 and encodes 239 amino acids. Gene Ontology annotation, biological process: central nervous system development; regulation of transcription by RNA polymerase II; neuron differentiation. Gene Ontology annotation, molecular function: DNA-binding transcription factor activity, RNA polymerase II-specific; RNA polymerase II cis-regulatory region sequence-specific DNA binding.